UGGGUCUUCAGGAAACAAGGCAAAAAUAGUCGGGGUAGAACCAGACAGUGAGAGUGAAACUUGGUUCCAGGACAGUAAAAGCAACGAGAGGCAAGGCUGCAAGAGGGUAAGACAGAGUAAGAGAGGGCCGUAGGCAAUAAGUGCUCAUGAGCUCAGGUUGGCAUGGAUACCAUCUUAGUCUUCAGCCUAAUGAUUGCAUCCUAUGAUCCCCACAAGAAUGACCUCAGAAAGAGCAGCUGCCACGUGGAACAGCUCCCCAGCUUCUUCCCAAAGGAUGUGAGGCACAGCAAGGAUUUGGUAAUAAGAGUUCUUCCAGAAAUUCACACAGACGUCAAAGGCAUCAUCCAGCCUCAGACUAUAGCGACCCUGCAGUGCCUUGGCUCCGGGAGGAGAGUGGGGGUCCACCUUGUACAUUCCGGGAGAAGGCCGAAGACCAGGUACACUCUGAAGAACCUGAGAGUCGCUGCUGCCCCCCACAGAAACAGCACUUCCCCAAGCUGUCACCUCAUGCCCGCACUCCAGUUUCAGGAUGGAUUCCUUCUAACAGCUUCUCUACCGGGGCUCUCGCAGUGCAUGGUCAACCCAGCGAAGGAUCGAUCUGCUUCAUCAGAGACAGUGCCCAUCCCCACCACCUCCACAACGCCUAAAAAUAAAGGAGGGAAAAUGACAAGCACUGGGGCUUUUCCCAUCCUUUUGACACAAGACACAGAUGUGAACCUAAAGAAAAGGCAGAAAUGGAGCAUCGUAAUUAAGGCUCUGAUUGCUGCUACUCUGCUGCUCAGUGGAGUCAUCAUUAUUGUAUUUGUCAUCUUUGAAGUCCCGUGCCCGAGUCGAUGCUGCCGCAGAGCCAGAAGGCUGUGCCAAUGUCAUUGGUUAUGGAAAAGGGAAAGGGAGGAAGAGCAGCAGCCUGGGACAACUGAGUCCCAGAUGGGCUCUCAGCCUGAGAAGGGAAGUAUUCUCCGUAAAGUCUGUGCCAUCUGUUUAGAGAAAACAAUGUUAACCUGCAAGGGGAAAACGGUGCUAAACACUGGUUUGCGGAGACCCACGUGGGGGUUCGGCGGGUCAGGUGGGCCGGGGCCGCGCUCCAACGCACAGCCGCGCGUACAGAGGUACCGCACCGCCCGCCGCGUGGGGAACCGGCUCGGGACUCCCCUGGCCGCACCAACCUCCCCUGCCGCGUGGUCACGGCAGCGGCGGCCCGCACCUCGUGACCCCGCGUGCUUCCGCUCCCGUCGCCCGGUCCCGCGCCUCACCUCGCCACGUCUAGCACCUCCGCGACCAAGAACCUCCCGCGGCGCGCGCCGUGCGGGCUCUCUGCGUGCGCGCUAG
Messenger RNA from Acomys russatus (golden spiny mouse), 1329 nucleotides. RefSeq names its product chromosome 16 C17orf78 homolog (gene C16H17orf78). NCBI's taxonomy places the organism in Eukaryota, Metazoa, Chordata, Mammalia, Rodentia, Muridae. The transcript is spliced from 7 exons. The record is from RefSeq and is a predicted model, not a curated record. Bases 163 to 1329 code for a protein of 388 amino acids.